This is a messenger RNA of Canis lupus familiaris (dog), 3720 nucleotides long. RefSeq names its product C-type lectin domain containing 17A (gene CLEC17A). The record is from RefSeq and is a predicted model, not a curated record. Bases 169 to 1059 code for a protein of 296 amino acids. The transcript is spliced from 12 exons. Lineage: Eukaryota; Metazoa; Chordata; Mammalia; Carnivora; Canidae.
AGAAGCCUCAGGCACCUGAGCUGGAGGCUUAGGAGGUAGAAGCUGCCAAGCUCUGGUUCUCCCUUCUCAGGCUCCUGUGUUAGCUGCAGCCAUGUACAUGUACACCAACUCUGGGUGCCAGGACCUGCAAGAGAGGAGGACAAUGAUGAUGGUGAUGAUUAUGAAAACAUGGCACCACCCUAUAAGGACCUUCCUCCCAAGCCAGAUUCAAUGGCUCCACCUAGGCCUCCGAGGGCAGGAAAGAAAACAGAGAACCCCCCACUUCCCUACAAGUCCCCAAAGAUCAAAGGCCUGGACAUCACCCCUGUCACUCGCACAUCUCCUCAACUGGAUGUCAAUCUGGCACAUCCUCCGUUCCAGCCAUCCCUAGCUACGUCCCAGCUCAGUCAGAAGUCCAGGUGUCCUGGGUGCUACCAGGAGGAGAGACUGGUGGUGUACCUGUGUCUGCUGGUGGUGGUGUCGCUGCUCCUGGGUUGCACUGGUCUGGCUGUGACCCUGAUUAAGUACCAGGAGGUGGUGGAAGAGCUGAGGAUAUUGACCUUUCAGCAGAUGGCGUGGCAAGAGAAUGUGACUGGCAUGGCAGGACUAGCUGGCCUGAAGAAGGACAUUGACCAUGUAAGAACUAACACCAACAAGUCCCUAGGAGAACUUCGGGGCUUAUUAGAGUGUACCAGGGUCACCUGCCCGGAGGGUUGGCUUCCCUUUGAGGGCAAGUGUUACUACUUCUCCCCAAGCACCAAGUCCUGGGAUGAAGCCCGGAAGUUCUGCCAGGAGAAUUACUCUCACUUGGUCAUCAUCAGUAGCUUUGCUGAACAGAAUUUUGUGGCCAAGGCUCAUGGCUCUCCACGGGUGUACUGGCUGGGGCUGAAUGACAGGGACCAUGAAGGGAACUGGAAGUGGCUGGAUGGGUCACCUGUCACUCUGAGCUUUUGGGACCCAGAGGAACCCAACAACCUCCAUGAUGAGGACUGUGCCAGCAUGAACAAAGGGGGCACCUGGAAUGAUCUGUCUUGUGACAAGACCACAUAUUGGAUUUGUGAGCGGAAAUGUUCCUGUUGAACCCCACAGCUGGGGGUGGGUGUGGGUCUGUACCGAGUGCCCCUUGGCUCUUGGGUAAUGAGUACCUCCUGCCUUUCCACGGAAGAUUCUACCUCUCCAUGGACCGACAUGGUUAUACCUAAGAUGCAACCAGGAGCUUGGAUUUUGCAAGUCCCCCAGGGUGCAAGUGAGAGCAUUUCUACGAGGACUUGAAGGCUUGUUCAAUCAGAUGAUGUCUUAGUCUGUUCAGGCUGCUAUACCAGAAUACUGUAAGCUGGAUGGCUUAUAAACAACAGAUUUAUUUAUUGAGGUUAUAGAAGCUGGGAAGUCCAAGAUCAAGGCACAGUGUUUAGUGAGGGCCCACUUUUCUGACUCAUAGAUGGCCAUCUUCAUGUGGUGUUCUCUCAUCCUGGAAAGGGUGAGAGCUCUCUGGGGUCCUUGUUAUAAGGGCACAAGAAUUCUAUCCUCAUGACCUAAUCACCCCCCCCCCCCCCAAAGGCAAUACCUCCUUAUACCAUCACAUUGAGGCUUAGGAUUUAACAAAUGAAUUGAGUGAGGGCACACAAUGCAGUCUGUAGCAGGUAGUGAGCUGGAGGGGUACUGGGUCUUAGAGGUUGUCUCCUAGUUCUGGGGUCUGAGGAAGCUCACCAAGUCCCUGAAUGUGGCUCUUAGGAAGCAGUGCUGGCCCUGAGGGCUCUGGGUCUGACAAUGACUGAGCUGGAGCUGAAAAUACCCUGGUUCCACUGGACCAUGGUGUGCUGGGACAGGGCUCCCUUAAUGCCUGCCUGAUGUGGAGCAGCUUCUGGGAAGCAGGUGGGGAAAAAUUAUUCUUGACAGGCAAUUUUCUCAAUGUCCCAGGUGAGGUUUGCCCAACUAAGGUGACAGAAUCAGGCCUCUUCCAAGACUUGUGAAACUUCUAGAAAGCAGACCAGCUGAAAAGCAAGACUUAAUGUGUGGUCAGAUUCUCAGGACAGCAGUGGAGCUAUCUACCUGCAUGUGCCUUUAGGCUGUUUGUGGUUUGUAAAGAUCUUUGAUGAAGUAAUUCAUUUUACUUCUGAGUGGACCUUCUUGGGCUAUUAGCUCGUGCAAUGUUAGUACUCAAAAUGUCAGUUCACUGUGUGAACUAUGUUCACUGCGUGAACUUGCCCACUGUGUUAGUUUGCUGGGGAUGCCAUAAUAAAGCACCAUAGACUGGCUUAAGUGAGAGAAAUUUGUUAUCUCAUGGUUCUGGAGGCUGACGUCAGAGAUCAAAGUGUCAAAGUAGUUGGUUUCUGGUGAGGGGUCUCUCCUUGACUUCUAGAUGACCCUCUUCUCCCUGUGUCUUCACAUGGACUUCCCCUUGUGUGUAUCUGUGUCCUAUUCUCUUCUUUUUAUUUUAUUUUAUAAAAAGAUUUUAUUUAUUUAUUCAUGAGAGAUAACAGAGAGAAGCAGAGACUAAGGUAGUCUCUAAGAGGGCUAAGGGCUAAGGUAGAGGGCUAAGCAGGCUCCCCAUGGGGAGCCAGAUGUGGGACUUGAUCUCAGGACCCCGGAUCACACCCUGAGCUGAAGGCAGACGCUCAACCACUGAGCCACCCAGGUAUCCCCUGAUCUCUUCUUUUUAUGAAGACGCAGGUCGUAUUGCAUUAGGGCCCAUUGUAAUGACUUCAUUUUUAUUCAUUACCUCUUUAAAGACUCUACCUCAAAAUACAUUACAUUGUGAUGUACUGGGGGUUAGGACUUCAACAUGUGAAUUUUAGGGGAGACGUCAUUUCAGCCUCUAAUACCCACUAAUUGGUGCUCCUCCAGUGAUUAUGACAAUGAAAACCCCCCCUAUGGGGCUGGUUCUACUUUGCAGUUGAACACAAUGUAACACAACAAUCCCUUUGGAAAAUCUCUGAAUUGUAUUCAAAGGUAGGUAGACAUUUUCCAACCUGAUCAAUUUAUUGACCAACAGCUACCCUUGAUGAGUAGCAGAAUCCUUGCAUUGAGUGAGAGCAGGUGAUUACGGCAAGGAGGCUCUGAGCAGAAGGGCAGUGGGGGAGGUUAGCUUUCACUUCACUUCUUGUUUCCGUGUCUGUUUGCCUCCUUCCACCUCCACACCUGCCCCAACUCACCAAUACUGAAAACAGUCCCCCAUGUACCCCAUAGAUUGCAGAGUGGGUGGGCAUCCUGUUCUAAGCCCUCUACCUAGGGUGCUGUUGGUCCAAGUGAUUGUUUAUUUGGGUCAGGGGAAGUUCCUUCAUCUCAGAAGAGGAAACUUCAGCUUCCCCCAGUGUAUUGAAAAAUGAGGAAAUAGGGCUGUGUUCACAUCUUUGAGUCAUGCUGGGGGUGUUCCACAGGGCACCUGGCUCAAACCUAUCACCUAUCUCCCUUCCACAUCUCUCAUGAUUGUAUAAUUUUAGGUAGAGAGAUAAGUAUGAAGGUCCCCUUUACCACCUUGGGUUUAGGGGAGCAAAGGUUGGAUAUUCUUGGUGGAUAAAGAUAACAAAACCCACAGUUUAUCAAGCAUAUAUUGUGUGCUAGAUAAACAGUAGCUCCCAUUGAAUCUUCUCAAUGACACUGUGAGGUCAUUACAACCCUAUUUUAUAGCUAGGGAGACUGAGGCUUGCCCAUUGUCAUUUUUUAAAAAUAAUAUAUUUAUUUUUUAUUGGUGUUCAAAUUGCCAACAUACAGAAUAACACCCAGUGCUCAUCCCGCCAAGUG